Molecule: messenger RNA, 1895 nt
Organism: Microcebus murinus (gray mouse lemur)
Lineage: Eukaryota; Metazoa; Chordata; Mammalia; Primates; Cheirogaleidae
Gene: RNASE11
Product: ribonuclease A family member 11 (inactive)
Biological process (GO): defense response to Gram-positive bacterium
Molecular function (GO): nucleic acid binding
Source: RefSeq, a predicted model, not a curated record
GUUCCACAUUGUCUCCUCCGCCAAUCUCACACAAUUCUAUCUGCCUCCUUCUUGCCCCUCCUUCCCUCAGUUAGACUUGGUAACAGAAACUCCCAGGAAACAAACAUAAUUUCUCUUCUAACCCUGCAACAAGCUGGAAUCUUUCUCUACGAGAUCAACUUGCCAAAGGAACCGAAGGGAAUACACCAGAUCUGAGAUGGAAACCUUCUCUCUGCUGCUAUUCAGCCUGGGGUUGGUGCUUGCAGGAGUUUCAGAAAGCAAAAUGGAGAUAAUUAAAGAAGAAUUUACAGAGGAAGACAUGCAACAUGACAUGGCAAAAAGUGGCCAAGAAAAACAGAUCUGUGAGGUAUUAAUGAACUUGACCCCAUUAGAUAAAAAUACCAGCCUCAGCACAUCCAAGGAUAUUGUGUCUUUCUCACCAUUGACAUUCAGAAGGUUACAUUAUAGCAUCUCCAAGGGAAACAGUUCAGGUGGUGGUAAAGAAUGUUGCAAUGACAUGGCCGUUUGGAGAAAAGUUUCAGAAGCUAAUGGGUCAUGCAAGUUGAGCAGUAACUUCAUCCACGGCUCCUUGGAAGCAAUCCAUGGAAUCCACAAGGCCCCAAGCUGCAAGUUUGGACAGAGUCCUGGCAUAAGCUGCUGUGAGAGUCCAGAACUGGAGAAUACUAUGUGCCGCCUCACUACAGGCAAACAAUUCCCCAGAUGCCAAUACCACGGCGUUACUUCAUUAAAGAAAAUGUUGACAGUGCUGACAGGUCAUUCUCUGAUGAGCUGGUUAGUUAGUGGCACUAAGUUGUAAAUCCCACAGAGCUUUUGAGACUAGGGUCUAACUAAAGAAGAACAUAUUCAUGCUCAUUUUUGUUUCUUUCCUUCCAUUAUUCAGAUCUACCCUUUAGCACUAUAGUAAAUUCUUGAUUAUUUCUACUAACUGAAAGACUGAAAAAUCCAAAAUUGUGAAUAAUUCAAUUAAAAUUUAUAACUGAUCCUGGAGUACAGAUUCUCUCUCUCUCUCCUCUCUCUCUCUCUCUCUCUCUCUCUCUCACACACACACACACACACACACACACACUUUUCUUCUGAGCCAAAUUGAAUUCCACCCUAGCUGUACUAUAAGGCUGAGUCUAUUCAAUGGGGCAAAAUUAAGGAGAGAAGGCUCCAAACUAGUAUGAAUAAUUAAGAGUUAAUUUGUACUGCCAAUGAGACUAUUCAGAAAAAUAGUAAAUGAGUGAGAGAAAUAUUAUUAUCACUGCUUCUCUUCAAACAAGUAGGUGCAUUGAUGCGUGCACACACGCAUGAGCACUCACCCACACAAGUAUGGGUCUGCCUGUCCUUUAGCAGUUGCCAGAGGAAAAAGAUCUUUUAGUUUAGCAAGUGUUCUCAGUAUCCACAGCUCCAGCCUUAUGCAGUCUCCAUUCCUCCACCUUCAUCCCAUCUUACAGGUUGAUGUCAAGAUAAGAAAUACAGCUCUUACUGUAACUUUUUUCUCAAGCAAAGUCUUGAUACCCUGGGGCCAUGGGAGAGGAAUGGCAAGCCAUGGAGAAAUAGAAGAGGCAGAAAGAUAGGAAUAAGAAGUCUGUGCCUGCAGGCUGGCUUUGAAAAAAAAAAAAUGAAAAAAAGAUUAAAAAAUUUUAAAAAAAGAAGUCUAUGCCAAGUAUCAGGCAGGAUUGGUCUUCAGCAUGAAUGUUUUUCUGAUAUUUUAGUGAACUUAAUUAUCAAUCAUUAUCAAUUAUUUAUUUGUAAGUCUUCAUGGUUCAGCACUCUGCAUAAAGUAUGGGCAGUUAUCUUGUUUAUUGAUUUGUGCGUACAUGCUCUGUUCCCUCCUAUUCAUCCUCCUUCCCUCCUGAAGCCACUCUUUCUUAAUGUUCUAAUUUUAAAUAAAUGCAUGUAAAUGAAUGUUA